GUCCACUGUUCAGUCAGUGGCUCAGUGGGCAGUGCAGUGAUCAAUGAGUAGAGAAUUCCUAUAUUUUAGAUUCGUUCUUUUCAGUAACAUAACACGAAAAGCACUUUAUAUAUAAAUGAAGUGAUGAAUGCCUAUUAGUGGAUGGUGAUCAGUAUUUACUGCUGCAAGUUACGUACAUAACGAAAAAUACUGUAUACAAAAUGAACAAGUUUAUGCUCCUGUUAUUAUUGGUGACGGCCGGCUUCUGUUAUAACAAGAAUGAAACUGUAUCAUCGGAUGACUUCAAAUGCUCCCUUCCAGAUGUCACGACCGUUGACGACAACCUCGAUAUUAGCAGGUUUAGGGCUGACUUCGCGAAGAUAUCAGAGGUGAAGUUUCCUGGAAUCAUCGGACCGACAAAUGAGCAUCUUAUUUGUAAAAUAAAAUGCAUCGAUGGAAAUUGGGUGGGCCCCCUUUGUUCCCAAACACCAAUCAAAUCAAUUACAGAUGGUAGAUUCCAGCCGGUCUUCCGUGAAUGUCUAUACCGCAAUCAAAACCCCUUAUUAGCUGUUGCCUUUAAAAAUGACUCUAUAUUGAUCGAUACUUACUUUCCACAUGGAUCUGUAAUAGUUGCCAGAUGCAAGCACUUUGGCUUGUACAAGCUUACAGGGGAAAACAUGCUACGGUGUGAGAACGGCGAAUGGUCGUCUAAGAUGCCGCAGUGCGUUCCAACUUCUGUGAUCACGAACUAUACAGGUGGUGCUCCGCCCACUAUCCAGUACAUCGCCGUGACUGGCUCCGCUAUAGUGGAGCUGAGCGGCGAGCUUUACGUGUACCCUGGAAGCACGGUGUGGCUAGACUGCCUCUGGCCACAAUCCAUGGGAAAACCGGACUGGAGCUGGACCCAGUUGUAUAGACAUCAUGCUGAGUGGGCCAGCCACACAGGCGAGACGGACCUGCACUACCGCCUCGUGCUGAACCGCGUCUCCGCCCGGCACAGCGACAGCUACACGUGCACCUCCCCCGCCGGGAACACCAACACGGUCGCCAUUAAAGUUGUUAACAUAGUUUGUCCGCCGAUUAACGUUUCGUCACCCCAUGUUCAUCAGUUCGCACAAGGCACGCGGCUGGGAAAUGCUGUUCACUUCAGCUGCCAGCCGGGCUACCACCUCAACGGUUCUGCUAUUGUCAACUGCAUGGGUGACGGGCGUUGGUCAUCACAACCGCCUACGUGUGUAGAAACAUUUUGUCCAGUGCUCCGAACGCUCGGAAACCACCUUAGCGUCGUGGAGUAUAACUCAUCUUAUGGCGGACGCGCCGUAUUCGCUUGUUCGUGGGGGUAUCGACUCAUUGGAGCCCCAGGGCUAGAAUGUGAACUGGAUGGAAAGUGGUCUGGCGAGAUGCCGCACUGUAUCGCUAUCUAUUGUCCCGACCCCCUCGUGCCGGAGAAGGGUCGCUUGUUAACAACGGCGACGUCCAAGGACGGAAAGUAUCCUGUCGGCGAUCUAAUCAUAUACUCGUGUGAAGAAGGUUACGAGAUCGUCGGUGAAGCUUCAAUAGUGUGCACUGAGAACGGGUUCUGGUCGCACCCCCCACCCUUCUGCUUACCUCCGUCAGAAAUAAAAAAAUCUGAUACUAUUUAUAUAGAUAAUACGACUCUUGUCAAUUUUGAAGAAUAAUAGCCUACAAAAUAUUUACAUUAAAGAUAUUUAGUAGAACAUUUUAGAUCUUAAGAAAAGUAUAUCGAUCUUAUUGACAAAAGUGAUCGCUCGUAAGUGUUCCCUUUUAGAGCUCCUUUAAAAUAUAUCUCACUAAACUGUAUACUGAAGUUUAUUCUACAGAUGAUAUUCUUAUAUUGAUAAAAAUAUACUUUAGAAAAAUGGAUUACUAUUUUGUGAAUUUUUCUCAAACGAUACGCUUUAUGAAAAAUGUCCUAAAAUAUAAUAGAUUAUUAAUAUAUUUAAGUAGCCAUUUAAAUUAUAAAAAACAUAUGUAAUAAUGUAUCGAUAUAUCGUUCAUUUCAAUCAAAUUUGUACACAAACAGAUCCAAACCGAGACUAAAUUGCUUUUACAGCAAACCACGCAAGGUAAGCUAAAUAUUGUGACACUCUGUUUAACCUUUAUACAAAUUUGUAUGAAAUGAGCACUUAUAAAUAAAGUAAUCGAAGCAUGAA
This is a messenger RNA of Vanessa tameamea, 2153 nucleotides long. RefSeq names its product locomotion-related protein Hikaru genki (gene hig). The transcript is spliced from 10 exons. Bases 201 to 1658 code for a protein of 485 amino acids. The record is from RefSeq and is a predicted model, not a curated record. Lineage: Eukaryota; Metazoa; Arthropoda; Insecta; Lepidoptera; Nymphalidae.